Molecule: messenger RNA, 1472 nt
Organism: Cucumis sativus (cucumber)
Lineage: Eukaryota; Viridiplantae; Streptophyta; Magnoliopsida; Cucurbitales; Cucurbitaceae
Product: N-acylphosphatidylethanolamine synthase-like
Biological process (GO): phospholipid metabolic process
Source: RefSeq, a predicted model, not a curated record
GAAAACGAAGAUAAACGAUUUUUAUCAUUUAAGAGCCUCUUGUAACUUUUCAUACCCCGCAUUGUCCCAAAACAACUGUUCUAAAAACAAUCCCAAUCUUUACCCCUCUCACCAAAACAGACUUAGUUUUCCAAAAAUCUUCCUUACAAAUUAAUCCCAGCAAAUCUCUAACUCUCAUCAAAGUUAUGGGUGUUCAAAUCAUCCGAAUAUCAAUCUAGACCAGCAGCCUUGACCAACGCCGCCGCUCGUGCCUUCGUAGCCAGUAAGCUCUAUCUCUGAUUCAAGGGGUUUUCUUACUCUCUCUACCGGUUAGGAGCAGUGCGUAGGAGUUUUGGAGUCUAAUGUGCUAUCCAGCAAGACAUUAAGAUUUUUGGGGGGCUUGAGGCUUGUUCACAGAGCCCUACGACAGGCAUGGGCCGACAUAUGGAGUGGGCAGGGCGAAUGGGCUACAUGUGGGGAAUCCCAAGGAAAAUGUUGUUCGUGGCAGUGGGUGCUUUUGCCAAGGCUGUGGCAAAUGUUCUAAACACCACUACUGUCCACAACGCCGAUACUCUCAUUCGACUUGUCCAACACCGGCCUCCCGGAGUGCCCCUCGUCACUGUUAGCAAUCAUAUGUCCACGAUAGACGAUCCAGUCAUGUGGGGCUUCAAAGGUUUUCCGACCUCUGAUGCAACAUUAGGUAGGUGGGUGUUGGCAGCAGAGGAUAUUUGCUUUAAGAACGUUGUGCUAUCUUAUUUAUUCCGAUUAGGAAAAUGUAUACCUGUUACUAGGGGUGCUGGAAUUCAUCAAGAAUAUAUGGAUGAAGCACUUGAGCAUUUAAGGAAUGGAGAAUGGCUCCAUACAUUUCCAGAAGGUAAAGUGACUCAAGAUGAUGUGCCCAUCCGACGAUUAAAGUGAGGAACAGCUAGUCUUAUUGUUCGUUCUCCUAUAACACCAAUAGUUCUGCCGAUUGUCCAUCGCGGCUUUGAUGAGAUAAUGCCUGAAAACUCUCUCUUUGGUAGGAGGCCUCCGGUUCCCUUGUGCUGUAAGAAGAUUGAGAUUAUUGUGGGUGAGCCGAUUCAGUUUGACAUACCUAGCAUGAAGCAGAUGGCAAUUUCCAUGUCGCGUAACUGGGCCUCUCCUCUACUAGGAUGGCCUGCCACUGGAGAACAAACUAGGCUGGAUGAGCCUGCACAGAGAUUCUUGUACGGUCAUAUCUCAGAUCAAAUUCGAAGUGUUAUGGAGAAACUACGUGCACUGUCAUUACAGAAGAGAAGCUGAAGAUUUAUUUUUGGCUGUUCAUUAUUUACAAUAAGUCCACUGUAUUUCUUAGAUUAAAUACUAAUUCAUAUCAAAUGGAAUUUUUAUUUCAUUUCAUAACUUAAUUUGUACUUUAAGUUUAUAACUAAUUUCUUUCUCUUCAAGAAAUUCGAAUAUUUCCUUAUGCAUAACAUUAUUUUCAAGGAAUAAUAUUAUUAAGAUUAAGAAUGUAA